Molecule: messenger RNA, 4282 nt
Organism: Trichobilharzia regenti
Lineage: Eukaryota; Metazoa; Platyhelminthes; Trematoda; Strigeidida; Schistosomatidae
Source: the annotation of a GenBank genome assembly
AAAACUUAUAAUGAUUCUUAUGUUGAAGUUUUUUGCAGAUUGUUGUUUAAGUUCUCCCAUUGACGACGCGGGACACCACAGUUUCAGUUUUCCCUGUACAUCUGUCAUGUCCUCUUUCGGUGCGGCCAAGAUGGCUUUAGCACGCCUGCCAAGACUAAAUACAUGCGUAAGUUUAUCCAGAUAAUAAGCUAAUAUUUAUAUCCGUAUUCUGCUGUCAAUUAAGUACAAAACCCAACUCCAAAGAUGAUGGGAAGAUGUGUGAAGCAACGUAAUUGCGUUAAUCAAUGUAGUACAGUAAUUCUGUCCUCAUGUAGUCCAUCCAUGUUUUGUGCUUAAACAAAUUGGAUGCAGACUUCUGUCGACGUCCCACGUUCAAAAGGCUGGAGCCCCUGAAUUCUCCAGUAUUUUGGAGGACCGCAUUUUAGGGCAAACUUUACAAACAAACUUAGAGGAAACUGGGCGCGUUUUAAGUAUUGGUGAUGGUAUUGCUCGCGUCUAUGGCCUAAAAAACAUACAGGCUGAAGAGAUGGUGGAGUUCUCGUCUGGUCUCAAGGGUAUGGCCCUCAACUUAGAACCUGACAACGUCGGUGUAGUCGUCUUUGGUAAUGAUAAACUUAUUCGUGAAGGCGAUAUUGUCAAAAGGGCAGGAGCCAUUGUUGACGUACCCGUUGGCGAAGAAUUACUUGGUCGGGUAGUUGAUGCUCUAGGUACACCGAUUGAUGGGGCCGGUGCAAUCAACACUAAAACAAGACAGCGUGUUGGGGUUAAAGCCCCCGGUAUCAUACCCCGCAUUUCUGUCCGCGAGCCAAUGCAAACAGGAAUUAAAGCUGUCGACAGCCUUGUUCCCAUUGGUCGGGGUCAACGUGAACUUAUCAUCGGAGAUCGUCAGACGGGUAAAACAGCUAUUGCAGUAGACACCAUUAUUAAUCAGAAGCGUUUCAACGAAGCAGCGGAUGAAAAGAAAAAGCUUUAUUGUAUUUACGUCGCCAUCGGACAAAAACGUUCAACAGUUGCGCAGUUGGUCAAACGACUUACUGACUCAGAUGCCAUGAAGUAUACAAUUAUUGUAUCCGCAACAGCUUCUGAUGCAGCUCCUCUUCAGUAUCUAGCUCCAUAUGCAGGAUGUGCAAUGGGUGAGUAUUUCCGUGAUAAUGGGAAACACGCAUUGAUCAUAUAUGAUGAUCUGUCAAAGCAAGCAGUUGCUUAUCGACAAAUGUCAUUGUUAUUACGAAGACCUCCAGGAAGAGAAGCGUAUCCUGGUGAUGUAUUCUACUUGCAUUCACGAUUGCUUGAAAGAGCUGCUAAAAUGAAUGAUUCAUACGGAGGAGGUUCACUCACAGCUCUUCCUGUCAUUGAAACCCAGGCUGGUGAUGUAUCUGCAUAUAUUCCAACCAAUGUCAUAUCUAUUACCGAUGGACAAAUAUUUUUGGAAACUGAAUUAUUUCACAAAAGUAUUCGACCCGCUAUAAAUGUUGGUCUUUCUGUCAGUCGCGUUGGUUCUGCAGCUCAAACUAAGGCAAUGAAGCAAGUUGCUGGCCGCAUGAAGUUGGAACUUGCCCAGUAUCGAGAAGUAGCCGCUUUCGCUCAGUUCGGUUCUGAUUUAGAUGCAUCGACUCAGUCGUUGUUAAAUCGAGGUGUACGAUUGACAGAACUCUUGAAACAAAAUCAGUAUGCUCCAAUGGCAAUUGAACAACAAGUAGUCGUAAUAUAUGCUGGUGUUCGAGGACAUUUAGACAAAUUGGAUCCAUCUAAAAUCGUUCUUUUCGAACAAGACUUCCUCAAAUUUGUCUUGGCAAACCAUCAGGAUCUGUUGAAAACUAUUCGUGAAGAUGGAGAACUCAAGCCACAAACUGAUGAAAAAUUAAAGAAGAUUGUUGUCGAUUUCAUAGCUGGAUAUCAAGUGUCUGCAUAGGCAAUCAGAUAGUAGUACUUUUUCAUCAUAUUACUUAUGCUUCCGUCAGCAGUUUUAUGUACUUAGUCUUAUGAACAAUAAAAAUCUCUCAAAAGCAGUGUUUCAUGUAAUUAGAUUGAUUUCCUUACUUACAAAGAAAAGAUUGAGUCAAACGAAUCAGAUUCUCCAAAAAAUUUAUUUUUUAUCUGGGGUUCUCGUUUCCAAACAAUGAGAACUACCAGGUACUAAGAAAAACCACAAGAUUGAAAAUGUUCCUUGUUCUUAUUAGAGAUUAGGAUUAGAAUAUGUUAUAGGAGUCAUUAUUCACUGACUUAAUACUUCGUAAACAACAGUCAUUGUGUUCAUACUUGUACAGUCGACCUUAAAUUUGGUGGAUUCAGUAAUAACCUGUUUGGUCUCAAACAGUGAAAUAACUUUUAAUUGCUAGUUGAUUCUGAAUCUCACUGUCAUGUGUGCUGCAUUGUUUGGUCAUAGUUCUCUCCUCAAUUCCUAUUACAGAUAACUACCUACUUAGUAUUAGUGGCGUGUAUUGUGUAUCUGCUGGCUGGGUUUGUAUUUGACGGCAAACUAUUUCCAUUUAUGAUGCAUGCUAACUUUUAAGCAAAGGAGUUGGAAGCGCAAGCCUCAAAAACUGCACUCCAUUUCGCUCGUUAACUCUCUUCUUCCAAUGGUAACGUUAUGUAAGUUUCGAUCCAACCUUACCUAUCAAACCUAGAUGCUCCAAUUGGUCUCAAAUAUAGAUUAGCAUAGGAUGCGUAGUCUAUCAUCGUGCUGUUUAGAUCCAGCAGUCGGUUCAUUCCACUCAUCAGGUUUGUGAGCAUACUAACUCUGCACGACCAUGUUAUUUUUUAAAUUAUUUUUUGUGUGCACUUCUGAGUGAGGCUUUAUACUUAUUCGAUCAGUUACCUAAUAACUUCGAGUUCGCAUUCUUCUGUGCAGUUUUUAAUAAAGUCAAUUGUUAUAAGGUUACAAAAAUUCUUUGGAAUAAAAUUUCGUUUGAUGUAAGUGUAGGGUGAUAUGCUACAUAGUCUGUGAACAUCCUCAAAUAUUAUUUCGCAUCAAACAGACACGUCGAGAAGUUCUGAUCUGUUCGAUGUUUUGAGUGUCGAGUCGUGAAUCUGGUCGGAUUUUAACAUCAAUACUUAAAGUGAAGCUGGAUUUAAUUCCAGGCACUUAUUUCCAGUCCUGUAGACUUUCAUUAUACGGAUGAAUUACUUAUUUCAUUUUGUCAAGUGCCUGAUGGUUCUAAUGAUAAUCAUUUGUUCGAACUACCGUAGGUGAGACGGCAAUAUCUGUUUUGGAUGUAUGAAUUGUUCUGUUUAAUUUGGAGUAGAAUAGGGGGGUCUCGAAAUUAGUCUUGAUUCACACUCGAAUGUGAUUAUUACUGAAGUUUCUCCAAGAUGUGCCAAAGCAAAAAGUUGCAUUUGAAAUAGAAGUUGGCGAAAGAUCAGUGUCUAAAAACUUUUAAACCGAAUCAGUAACUGUGAAUAGGUUAUUUCUCCCACCAAAUGUAAGAUCAUGUUACAGAACUGGACUACACUGACUCCUAGUUUAGAAAUAGGGAGUGAAGUGGUAGAGCACGUUGACCGCUUCACUUAUUUGGGAAGUACCAUCAGCCAACGCCAGAGGGUCGAUAGCUGACGAAAUCUAAGCACGCCGUCUCUGGCGCAAACGUGACAUCCGGCUAUCGGUCAAAGGACGUCUGUGCUGCUCAGCAGUCCGUUACGUCCUCCUUUAUGGCUGUGAAACGUGGUCAUUGAAAAUGGAAGACAUGAAAAGACUAGCUGUCUCAGACCAUAGGUGCCUGCGUUCUGUCUCCCGCUUUAAGUGGUAUAAUAGGGUGAGUAGUAUUGAGGUUGGACGUCGAGUGCUAGGUUAGGAGCGGAAAUCAAUCGACGAGGCUGUGAAGUUACGUCGGCUGGGAUGUUUAGGACAUGUGUUACGUAUGCCUAGUCAUCACCUCCUUCGACGGGAAAUGUUAGCUGGCCUAGAGUCAGGCUAGAAAAGAGCUAGCGGCGGUCAAACGAAAACAUGGUUUCAUCAGUCAAUGAACUCCACAACAGUUAGUUUAAGCCAUGUAGUAAGGUGCAGACUGCCUGAGUGGUUGGGGUCCUCGGGACGGUAAAAACCAAUGGCUGGAAACAAUUGUUGAUAUGGAUCAAAAUCGUUCUUAAUGGCUGGCGCUGAUGCAUCUACUCAUUGUGAAUUGUAAUUUUCAAAGGAACUGUAUUGUUCUUCUUUAUUACUAUUCCUCUUGUCUCAUAUCCCUGUAUACUGUCUCUAUUUUGCAUUUCUUCUCUUGCUUUGUGUGCUACAUGAACUGCUACACAUCGGUGCAAAGUUCUAUGUUGACAGGUUAUUUCUCAGUCC